Messenger RNA from Amoebophrya sp. A25, 807 nucleotides. NCBI's taxonomy places the organism in Eukaryota, Dinophyceae, Syndiniales, Amoebophryaceae. The record is from the annotation of a GenBank genome assembly.
AUGCUACCUACGAGUGAGAAUGUGGGCAUUCUGCACGGUUUCGUCCAGCAAUUUUCCAGGUGCUGGCGAUUCUACUUUUUCAUAGUCGAGUUCCCUCUAGUCAUAGGUUCGAUCAAGCAACUUUUCGGUAUCUACUACGAAGCGCAAUCGCUGUGGUAUCUCGUCCGUGGCGAUCCUGUAGGCUCAGUCGAGAAUGGCGCGAUGUUGCGGAGUUCGGAGUAUGUGCAAGAAUUGCUCUCGAGAUCGACGACAACAACGACUGGCUCUUCUUUUGUUGCCAGUGAAGAUCAAGGGAGAUUCAUGUUGCUCGCGAGUUUGAAGCUUCUCCUUGUAUUUUCCGGUUGCGCGCUCUGUACGCACUUGUGGAUUCAGCUUUUCGCGGCUGCAGCGGAUAUUUCAGAAGCCUGCUCGCGGGUACGAGCUGAAUGCUUGCAGGUGAGUCUCAAGCUCGUGCGAGUGGGAUCCAGAGAUGAGAGCGAGAGGGCGAAUAGAUUGUACGAAACCGCUCUGAGACUAAACACGGCGGUUUCCGCCUACGGGUGGGUGAUUGACUUUCACUUAGCGAUGUCUAUCUUCUACCCCGCCGCCACGAUCAUUACCGCCCUCUUGCCUCUGUUCUUCACAGGCUUCGGAGUGUAAUAGAUGAAAAACGUUGAAGGAAGUGACUGACAAGGUAGCUGGCAUAGAGUGCUCGUUGAGACGGGGCAACCGACUUGCGUGUGGAUUUUUGAGAAGGAAAGAUGGAGUUUUUUAUCUGAUACGAGACUCCCUGAUUUUGAAUCCCCCCAAACAAAAAGAAAUAUGAUG